UUAUUUUCAUUUUAUGGCUAGUAUUUCCUAUUUAAUUCGAUUUCUAAUAUUUACAGUACCCUUCCUACUUAUAUUCAAAAUGCACACUGAUUUACAUUUAGCUUGGUUCAAAAGGCACACUGAUUGUGAGACGUUUCUUUGAGGUACUGAAAAAAUCAGGGCUGCGUACAGAAGCAACAAACCCAUGCCACAAUCUCUGAAUUGCUGAAGAAGCGACGUUUCAGCUACUUUCCAAAGCCCUGGGCGAGCGGGCUCAUGGGAAUCGCAGUGCGGACGGCUAAGAGCCCGCGCCCGAGGUCCCGGGAACUGGCCUUCCGCCGCUCCUUUUGCGCAGGUGCAUCACCUCGCGGGCUCGCUCAGGUCCUGCCGCCGACAGUGAGGGACGGUUCGGAGUUUCCGGGACCCUGCAGGUCCGCCUGCCGCUCGGGGAGCUGGUGCGGCCGGAGUGGGAGGGCGGGCGAGGCCAGGGGGCGGCGGCGAUCUGGGUGCCCCUGCGUGGCUCCGGGAAGCAGGCGCAGGCGGCAGUGCCUGGCUGCGGGAACCGACCCGCGGACCUCAGCGGGACUCUCGGCUGUUCGACCCGAGAGACGCUCCACCUUCAGAGACCUCUACAUUUUUCCAAGAGAGAUCAGCAAAAUAAGAAAUCCUGGAUCCUUAUCAUUUGAGGAUGUGACUGUGGGCUUCACUCAGGAGGAGUGGCAGCACCUGCACCCUGCUCAGAGGACCCUGUACAGGGAUGUGAUGCUGGAGAACUAUAGCCAUCUCAUCUCAGUGGGGUGUUGCAUCCCUAAACCAGAAGUGAUCUUGAAGUUGGAAGAAGUAGACCAGCCAUGGAUAUUAGAGGAAGAAUCUCCAAGUCAGAGCUACCCAGAAGUCUGCAAAGUUGAUGACCAACUAGAACAGAAUCAAGAAACCCAGGACAGACGUUUCUGGCAAGGUCCAUUUAUCAACAGCAAAACACUGACUAUACACAGAGGUAAUGUAUUAGGAAGAAUUUUUAAUUUCAGUACAGACAUAGUUCCUUCCAUAAAAAUAUCCUGUAGGUGUGAUUCGUAUGGUAUGAAUUUGAAAUGUAUUUCAGAAUUAAUUAUUAAUAAGAAAAACUUUAAGAAGUCUGUUGACCUCAAUACAUAUGGGAAGUUGUUUCUUCAUAUUAACCAUGAACAAACUCAAAUGGGGAAGAAACCUUGUGAGUUCAUUCAAAAUGGAAAAUACCUCAGUUAUAAUGAAGGUUUCAUCACAUAUCAGAGAAUUAAAAAUAUAGAGCAAUCCUUUAAAAGCAAUAAGGAAUACAAGGAGUGUGGGAAAGAUUUCCAUGAGAAGGCAUUUGUCAUCCCAUAUAACUAUGCUCACAUAGGAGAGAGUCCUUAUGAACAUAAUGAAUCUGAUAAAAUACUCUGUAAUAAUUUAACCUUCAUGGUCCAUAAGAUGGCACAGAGAACAGAAAAACUUUUUGAGUCUUAUGAGUAUGCUAAAACUUUUGAGCAGUCAGCUCUCUUGAAACACAGAGUUCAUUUAGAAGUGCAAGGUUAUGAGUAUAUCGAUAAAGUAGAUAAUUUCAAUGGGAAAUCACAUUUUCCUGACACAGGAAAGAGAAUACUUGACUAUAACAACUUGGGAGAACCAUUCUGGGAGAAGUCAGUUCUUACUGUAACUCAGAGAACACACAUAGGAGACAAAGCCUAUGAAUGUGGAAAAGCAUUCUGCGAGAACUCAAAACUCACCAAACAUCAGAAAUUACAUACAAGAGAGAAACCCUAUGAAUGUAAGAAAUGUGAGAAAUGCUUCUCUCGGAAAUCUCUCCUCACUUUACAUCAGAGAAUCAACACAGGAAAGAAACCAUACGAAUGUAAGGAAUGUGGGAAAUACUUCUCUAGAAGUUCACACCUCAUAAUUCAUCAGAGAACUCAAGGAGAGAAACCCUUUGAAUGUAAGGAAUGCAGAAAAAUCUUCUAUCAUAAGUCAUAUCUCACAGUACACCAGAGAAUUCACACAGGGGAGAAGCCCUAUGAAUGUAAUCAAUGUGGAAAAACUUUCAUAAGCAACUCAGUCCUCACAAUACAUCAGAAAAUACACACAGGUGAGAAACCAUAUAAGUGUAAUCAAUGUGGGAAAUUCUUCUCUAGAAACUACCUUACAGUACAUCUGAGAACUCACACAGGGGAGAAACCCUAUGAAUGUGAGAUAUGUGGGAAAACCUUUUGUCACAAGUCAGAUGUCACUAAACAUGAGAAAAUUCACAUAGGGGGAAAACCCUAUGGAUAUACUCAGUGCAGGAAAACCUUUAGUCGCAACUCAGGACUAAAAGUACAUCAGAGAACUCACACAAAGGAGAAGCCGUAUGAAUGUAGUGAGUGUGGAAAAUCCUUCUCUGAGAAAUCAGUCCUCACCAUACAUCAGAGGAUACACAUGGGAAAACCUUAUGAGUGUAAUGAAUGUGGAAAAACCUUCUACAAUAAAUCAGACCUCACUAAAUACCACAGAACUCACACAGGUGAGAAACCCUAUGAAUGUAAGGAAUGUGGGAAAUUCUUCUCUAUUCCUAGAGAGAAUAUUCUCUAUUCCUAUCUUUCUGUACACCAGAGAACUCACACAGGGGAGAAGCCCUAUGUGUGUAAAAAAUGUGGGAAGACUUUCCGCCAUAAGUCAGACCAUAUAAUACAUAAACAACACAGAGGGGAGAAAUCAUAUCACUGUAAUCAGUGUGGGAAAACCUUUACUUGCAGUUCGGUCCUCAGAUCACAUCAGAGAACUCACACAGGUGAGAAGCCCUAUGAAUGUAAUGAGUGUGGGAAGUCAUUUUCUGAGAAAUCAGUUCUCACUGUACAUCAGAGAAUACACACAGGGGAGAAACCUUACAAGUGUAAUGAAUGUGGGAAGUCCUUCUAUCAUAAGUCAGAUCUCACUAAGUAUCAGAGAACACACACAGGAGAGAAACCCUAUGAAUGCAAUCAUUGUGGGAAAACCUUCACUUGCAACUCAGGCCUCAAGGUACAUCAGAGAAGACACAUAAGAGAGAAACCCUAGGACUGUAUCGAGAGGGAGAUAACCUCCAAGAAAUCAGUUGUUACAGUACAUUCAAGGUUAUACACGGGGAAAGAACAUUUUUAAAUAUUGCAAUGAGAGAAAUCUUUCUCAUGUGAUUCAUACCUCAAAAUACACAGAAAAUUCACAAAGGACAUGACUCGUAAGAAUGUAAAGAAUGGCAAAUCUUUUACCAUCAGUCAUCUUCCAAAAUAAAUAAGAGAAUACUCAUAGUAGAAAAUACUCUGAAUUUAAUAAAUGUUUGAAAAUCUGUUGUAAAUAAGAAAACUAAAAGUGACUGUAGAAGAAACCUUACUAAUGCAUAUAGGGAAGGUGGGGAAUUAUUUUAUUAUGAAGUAGAUCUUAUUAAACAAAAAACUUCACUGAGGGGGACACUUGAUGGGAUAAGCACUGGGUGCUAUACUAUAUGUUGGCAAAUUGAACUUCAAUAAAAAAUACACGUAUAUUAAAAACAAAAAACAAAGAACUUACAUAGGAGACAAUACUGUCAGUCAAACAGAUGUAUGAAAAUAUUCUUCCAGAAUUUGGCCAUAAAUAACAAUCAGACCACACUUCGGAAAAAGUGUCAACUCUUGUAUUUUUUGAGACCUUCAUAUACAAGUUGUACUCAAUGAGUGUCAGGGAAAUAAUAGGGAGAUACCCAAAGCAGCAAACGUGGUUGAGGCUUUAUCAAGAAAUGCCAUUUUGUUGAGCAAGAAAAUUGAUGUUGGAAGAAGUCGUAAAGAUGUUUUGAAUGUGCAGGCUUUAA
Molecule: messenger RNA, 3793 nt
Organism: Nyctereutes procyonoides (raccoon dog)
Lineage: Eukaryota; Metazoa; Chordata; Mammalia; Carnivora; Canidae
Product: zinc finger protein 33B-like
Biological process (GO): regulation of DNA-templated transcription
Source: RefSeq, a predicted model, not a curated record